AUCUAUAGAUACCGUGUAUAUCCGAGGAUAUCAUUAGAAACCAAAAAUGGCAGCUGUUGGUGAAAUUCUGAUUGUACCGUUCUUUGGGCAGGGCCACCUCUUUCCUUGCAUGGAGCUCUGCAAGCACCUUGCUUCCCGCAAUUACAAGAUCACCCUCCUCAUUUCCUCCAACCUCUCCUCCUCUGUCCCCUCCUCCCUCAGCCACCAUCCCUUCAUUGAAGUUGUUGAAAUGGACACCUCAUCUCCGCCUCCUCCACCGCCGUCUAUGGCAGAGAGAGCAUCCGGACCCGGACCCGGACCCGGACCCGGACCCCACCCCUUCCAUCUUCGUCACCAGCAAAUGAGCCAGAGUCUGAAAUCCCUUCUAUCAUCCAGAUACGGGUUAGAUUCUGCCAGACCCGUAUGUGCCGUGAUCGAUGUCAUGAUGAGUUGGAGCAAAGAAAUCUUCAUCAAACUCAACAUUCCGGCAGUUUCUUUCUUCUCCUCCGGCGCGUGUGCUGCUGCCAUAGAGUAUGCAGCGUGGAAGGCCGAUGUAGGCAAUACGAAACCGGGUGAGAUCCGAAUCCUUCCUGGGUUACCCGAAGAUAUGGCACUGACUUAUUUGGAUACUAAGCGGCGGCCUGGUGGACCUCCACCCCCACAUAUUGCUGGCAACGAUGGCCCAACUGGACCAGGUGGUCGGAGUGGACUGGGAUUCGAUUCACCUGGACUAGGUGGCCCAAAGGGUUCAGGACCGCCUUUACUGGGUGGCCCGAGUGGACCAGAAUUCAGUUUACCUGGACCGCCUAGACCGGGUGGCUCGAGUGGACCGCCGGGUGGGAUGAAAUUUGGGAUGCCUAAACCGGGUGAGCAACCUCCAUGGAUGAAUGAGGUGGAGGGUUCGAUCGCGUUGUUGAUUAAUACGUGUGAUGAUUUGGAGCGUCCUUUCAUCAAUUAUGUGGCUAAUCAAAUCGAAAAACCGGUCUGGGGUGUUGGCCCACUCUUGCCUGAACAGUAUUGGCAAUCCACCAGUUCAAUUUUGCACGAUCGUGAGAUGAGGCCAAAACGCCAAUCCAAUUACACCGAAGACGAAGUGAUCCAAUGGCUAGAUUCAAAGCCACAUGGGUCUGUUAUCUACGUGUCGUUUGGCAGUGAAGUUGGGCCCACAUUAGAAGAAUAUGCUCAACUGGCGGAUGCACUGGAAGAGUCAACCUGGCCUUUCAUUUGGGUGAUUCAACCCCGUUCAGGAAGAACCGGUCCACCCCCUGAACUGUUGGGUGCUAAACCCGGCUCAGAAGCUGUUGAAGAAGGUUAUUACCCUCAUGGCUUGGAUAGCAAAGUUGGUGAUAGGGGUUUGAUAAUACGCGGAUGGGCACCACAAUUGAUGAUACUGAGCCACCCAUCAACAGGUGGAUUCCUAUCACAUUGUGGAUGGAACUCCACUGUGGAAGCGAUCGGACGUGGGGUCCCAUUUUUAGCUUGGCCCAUUAGGGGUGACCAAUUCUAUGAUGCCAAGUUGGUGGUUUGCCAUCUAAAGGUAGCGUACAUGGUAUCUAACGAUGGUCUAUCAGGAAUGGCGAAAAAGGAGGAUAUUUUGCAAGGAAUUGAGAAGCUAAUGAGUGAUGAAGAGAUUCACAACCGGGCCACGGAGUUGCGCGGCAAAUUCGAGUCCGGUUUUCCAGCGAGUUCAGAGGCUUCUUUGGAUGCUUUUUGUGAUUUUCUAAGCCAACAAGUGACCCCUAAAUGAUAAAUGCAAGGGGACCUUCUGGCGUGGGGUUGUGAAGAUGUUUUAUUGAUGGUUUACAAUGGCGACUUACCAUAUGAAAUAAUGAGGCUUACAAUGUUUUAGUACAUGUGUUUGAUUUCCGGAUGAGGUUGCAUAUGCUAUGAAGCAUGGAUUUAAAAGAAAGCACUCUUAUAAUAUCAAAAUAUUAACCCUUAUCACCGUA
This is a messenger RNA of Cornus florida, 1928 nucleotides long. RefSeq names its product abscisate beta-glucosyltransferase-like. Gene Ontology annotation, molecular function: UDP-glycosyltransferase activity. Lineage: Eukaryota; Viridiplantae; Streptophyta; Magnoliopsida; Cornales; Cornaceae. The coding region runs from base 47 to 1726 and encodes 559 amino acids. The record is from RefSeq and is a predicted model, not a curated record. The transcript has a single exon.